AGAAUGAGGAGGAUAGAGUACUGACCUCUUCCUCCUCCUCCUCCUUCCUCCUCCCGUGGUCCUCCUGUUCCUUCCCUUCAACCUCGUUUCCCGCCUUGUUGGACCAAUUCGGAUCAAAGGGAACGCGCGCACGCCCAAGGCAAAAAGCCCCCGCCCAUAUCACCCACCACUUUCCCUACAGAUUGGAAAACCAACCAACUCUCCGCCGUUCUUACUUACGGUCGUACUAGAAGCCGGGUGGGGGAGAAGUUUGAUGCCAACCCAGCCAACCUAAUUCGGGUUGUCGGAGAGAGGGAGCACCAAAAUUGGAUCAAGAGUGCAUACAUAAAUAGUUCAAUUCACCCUGCACACAAAAAUGGAGAACGUGCGUCAAAUGUUGAAUCGGCCCGAGGUCCGCAAUCUCAACUGCAUUCGGGAUGUCAAGUUUCCCGUCAAUUACUCGCUUCAGGCCGUGGAAAUGAAGCCAACGGAGGAAGACCCGGGACUAGUGAGUCUCACCAUUCGGAUCCCAGGGGAAGUCAGGGUGGUUCACGGUUCCGAGGAUGUCUUUGGAGCCGUCAAAGAGGCCGUCAAGAAGCACAUCAAUGCUGCGGAGGAGGCCGAAAACGAGGGCUUGACCAUUCAAGAGAAACAAGGAGCCUGGGUCAUUCAACUCGAAAAGGGCAUCUUCAGCAAGAAGCAAGGGGUUGAGUUGUUGUGUCAAAUCAUGGAGAACGUUACCAAGGCGGGUUAUGAUAUGUUGACUAGCUCGAGAUUCUCGACCACGCCGGGAUUCGAACUCCGAACCUGGAUCCUAAAGAAAGCCGCCACACCCAUUGAGAGCCCACAGGUGAUGGCCCUCGCUUUCCCCGCAGCCGACAAGGUGUGCGUUGUGGGAGCCAAGGAGGAUAAUCCGGCCAACCCUGUGGUCCAAGCAGCCAUCGAAAAGGUCAUGAAACCGUCCGAAACCGGACCCAAAGACAUCGAAGAACCCGACGUCAAAGUCACGGAGCCCGAGAAAAAGGAGGAGACCAAAGAGGCGGAGGAGGAGGAAAAAGAGAAAGAAGUGGCGGAGGAAAAAAAGGAUGAAGACAAGAAGGAAAAUGACAACGAAGAGGACAAACAAGAAGUCGAGCCAGACAACAAGGACGAAAAGAGCAACGACGAUAUUGAACCUCCAGUCAAAGUCGAGGAGGUAGCAAAUCAAGACAAUAAACCACAAGAAGGAGACAACGACGCCAAGGCUGACACGGAGAAAGAAUCCAGCGAUGAGAAAGUCAACGAGUUCAAAUUGGACAUGAACCAGCUGAACGCCGAGAAUGGCAAAAUCCUUCGCUCCAAAUUGCUUUUGGAGGUUCUUCACCAGUUGUUCUGCCGCCAAUGGAAAUUGAUCUGCUCCUCGCACGUGCCCUUCGGUGGAGAUCAUGAGGUCAUGUUCUUCAUCCAAGACACCCGGAUCUUGCCAGGCUUGGGACAGGAUCACUUUGCCAUGUUGGAAAUAGAGAAACCCGACAUGGUUCGAUUGUACGGGUUGAACGAGGACAUGGAGGGCAAGAUCAAGACUGUCAUGCAGGAGCAUUGGAUGCCGGGUCUGGACUCCAAGGACCCGGAAGAGGUGCACGAGGUCAAAAGCUACAAGCUCUUGGAGGAACCCUGGAAUCAGUCUUGCGUCAUCAAGGAUGGCUCCGGACCCAUGCCCAGAUUGGUCGUGUCCCCUCAGAUUUUGGUGGCCAAGUUCCUCUUGGCCAUGAACAAGGCCGAAAUGAACGUCUACGAGAGCAUCACCUUGGACGUGGGUAAGACAGAUCAAAAGACUUUGGUCAUCUUCCGGCAAUCCAAUGUUGGCUACACCCAGGAGUUGACACUCAAACUGGCAGGGGUCAAUCGGAUUGGAGUUCUGGGCGGCACUGAGGCCGAUAUCGAGGCCAUUCGCAAGUGUCUGCAAAGUCGAUGGCCUUACCCACUGACUCACGACUACAAAGUGGAGAAAGAAGGCAACGAGGAGGAGUUUUGGCAAUUCAAAGUCAAACGAUACCCUUGGGCUGUAUCCUAUGGGAACAAGCACAUUGAUCGAGCCAUUGAGACAGCUCAGAGUCUGAUCCAACAGCAUCAUGAGAUCACGUUCCCACCGCCACAAAACAUGGACGCCGAGUCUGGGAAGAGCAUCUUGGUCUAUCUCAUCAAAGAAUUAUCGGAUUUGGGAUGGCGGGUUCAAUUCUGCGGGGACAUCUCCUCCCAAAAUGUGGCCCAAAAGCGACCACCAAUUCCGGAGCGGCCCAGCGAUCCAGUCUCCUUGUACUUCUUGAAGUAAUCAUGGGUCAGACGAACAAACACUUCUUCAAUUCUUCCCCUUCCCGCGCUCUCCCUCUUCUUCUCAGUGAACGACCAAGGCUAAUCUUCAUGUAGUUUUGAUAUUACUUUGCGAUUCCCCUCAUCAUAACCUCGUGUUUCCUCCCCUUUGAAUCAAGUAGGGGAGCUCUUUGCACGGGAUUCGCGUUUUUAAGGGAACUCUCGUGGGCAUGCUCUUCAAUUGUAUGGUGAUAAGACCAGUAGCCACCAGUAAAGGGAUUCUCGGACUUGGUUAUGUAAAUUUCUUCGUGAACGCUCAAGUUUUUCCAAGAUGUCUCAACUAUUACUAUGAUUAU
This is a messenger RNA of Tigriopus californicus, 2624 nucleotides long. RefSeq lists its product as uncharacterized. The transcript has 4 exons. The coding region runs from base 356 to 2290 and encodes 644 amino acids. The record is from RefSeq and is a predicted model, not a curated record. NCBI's taxonomy places the organism in Eukaryota, Metazoa, Arthropoda, Copepoda, Harpacticoida, Harpacticidae.